AGGGCGAAGCCAACCUGCACUCGCAGCUCACGGGAGAGAGGCGCUAAUUACCGGGGGGGUUAAUUGCACCCUGUGCCAGAAAGCAGAAGGGUCGCUCCGGGGCCGGCGCUGCGGGGUCGGGGAGGCUGCGGGCGACCAGGCAGAGAGGGAGCGGGGAAGGUUUGGGGUUAGAGGCUGGCUCCACACAAAGGAGCGAGCGGCUGGGAGCCGGCUCGGCGCCGGGAGCCAAUCGCUGCCGCGGCCCCGCGAUAAAAGGGCUCGGAGCCGGCGCGGGCAGCGCAGGAAGCGGCUCCGCUGCACGGCCGCGGCCUCUGCGGCGGGACACGGGCAGCACGGCACGGCACGGCCCCGCCCUGCGGACCCUCCGGUGUUGCAAGAGGUCUGUCUUUGACACCACUGCAGGGAGCAUCGACCCACGGCCUUCCAGCUCAGGAUUAAACAGAGGGAGAAGGGAGAGGAACCAUGUUCCAGGCCACGGGAGCCGCCAGCCCAGCCCCAGCUCAUGAGGCCAAAACCAGCUCAGGAGGCAGCACAGUGCAGCGCUCCAAGUCCUUCAGCCUGAAGGCGCAGGUGAAGGAGAUGUGCACUGCCUGCCAGAAAACCGUGUACCCCAUGGAGCGCCUGGUGGCCGAUAAAUUCGUCUUCCACAACUCCUGCUUCUGCUGCAAGCACUGCCACGCCAAGCUCAGCCUGGGCAGCUACGCCGCGCUCCACGGGGAAUUCUACUGCAAGCCCCACUUCCAGCAGCUCUUCAAGAGUAAAGGCAACUACGACGAAGGCUUCGGGCGCAAGCAGCACAAGGAGCUGUGGGUGCACAAGGAGGUGGAGAGCAGCACCAAGUCGGCGUGAGCGGGGCCAGCCCCGCUCUGGAGCCCUGCAGGAGCUGAGCUGGGUGAACUGAGCUGAUGUAGAGCAGGACCUGGGGCAGGGAGAGGGGAGCCCUUCUUUGGAGGGUGCUCAGAGGGGUCCUGCAGGCUGGAAGGACAGGGCAGAGGUGAGCAGGGUGUAGUCCCCACACCUGAAGCCCUCCUCUCUGCAGGCUCCUCUCCCCAGUGAGAUCAGAGCAGCAGCAAUGCCCCCCAUGGGACCCCCAGCCCUGUCACCAUGGAGAAGGGAUGAGCUGGGGGCUUAUCCAGCCUGGGAGCCACUGCAGAGCUCCCAGCUCUGCCAGCCCUGCACUGCUGGGGCUCUGGCUGAGGAGGGUCCUUGGUUUUACAUCAGCUCAGUUCAGCUGGGAUGGUUUCAGCCUUAAGGAUGUUGCCCUGCCACGGUUUCAGUGUCUGUUUUUUAUAUUUGCCUUCCACUGGUACGUUCUGCGCUGGAGCCUCGCGGCAGCUUCACCUGCGCGCCUUUAUUUUUGUAAUACAAGGUUUCCCAGCCUUC
Passer domesticus (house sparrow) is the source of this 1383-nucleotide messenger RNA. It is a transcript of the gene LIMD2, whose product is annotated as LIM domain containing 2. The record is from RefSeq and is a predicted model, not a curated record. Gene Ontology annotation, biological process: actin filament bundle assembly. Gene Ontology annotation, cellular component: actin cytoskeleton; plasma membrane. The transcript has 5 exons. Gene Ontology annotation, molecular function: actin filament binding. Lineage: Eukaryota; Metazoa; Chordata; Aves; Passeriformes; Passeridae. The coding region runs from base 463 to 849 and encodes 128 amino acids.